UGGACUGGAAUUGAUGCUUGGAUUCAAACAGAAGCCGAGCAAGAACAGAUCUCAAGGCUGCUGGGAAUAAAGAGGAAACUCAUUGAAGAUUCACAUACCUUGUUCUGUGGAGAAGUUAUGAGAAGUCACAUGCCAUUGGGAAAUGGUCACAAAAAGCUGAGAAGUCAUCAGGAAACGGAGAGGGAAAAGCAGGGCCAUAGCUUCUAAGAGACAAGUCAAGGGAGCUGUUAAUGCAACAUGAUCCAGUGGGUCUUGCCCUAAAAAUACCUCUGGGCAGGAGAGUGGAAGCUAUCUCUAUCUGCUUAAUUGCCUGGUAAUCAACAGUUUCUUUUUCUUCUUUGGACAACAACUGAGGUCAGAGAACAGAAAACGGAAAAUUUGUCCAUGGCAGAUAUGUUUCUAAAUAUUUUUAUUUGGGUUUUCAAGUUAAAAAAAGUUAUAGACAAUGCUGAAUUCAAAAUGUGAGAACCUUGUUAACGGUAAUUUAUAUGUGAAGCUUACUCUUAGACUCUAAUGCCCUCACUGAAUUUUGAUUUUGAAUACUUAGAGAAGACCCAGUCAGUGUUAUAGCCAUACAGUCCACACAGUCACAAAAUCCAUUGUAAGAUCUACCAAAUCAGUUCAGCCAUGAGAAAAGCCGAGGUUCAAAUGACCCUGAAAAAAGGGCCAGAUGAAGCAGUGGCACCCCCAAGCCCCAUCAUCCCCCCAAAGCGGUCCAAAGCUAGCCCAGAGCAAGUUGUCCCUGAACCUCUAGGACCUGCUCGUCCCACCCCAACUGCACCAAUUUUUAUUCGCAAAAUGAGGAACGCCGCAGUGGGGACAGGCUGCGACAUCCGUCUCAAGGUAACUGUGGCUGGAGACCCCCAGCCCUCCCUGUACUGGUACCACAAUGAUGACCUCCUCAACAUGGAGAACCAGGAGUACGGAGGGCUCUGGAUUAGAGAUUGCAAGCCCAGUGAUGCUGGCCUGUACACCUGCAUCGCCAACAACCACCUGGGAGAGGCACGGAGCAGUGCUGUGCUUGCUGUCUUGGAUCUGGGUGAAGAUUCUGAAACAACAGAGGAUGAAGGUGGAGACCAAUUUGAGACCAAAGAAGAUGGUGGGGAUGUUGAGGACCAGGCUGUCCAUACAGAUGCAGUGAUGGACAAAUGUGCAGAAGAUGAGGAUCACUCUAACACAACCAGGAACCAGCCAGAGAAUUUUUCAAGAGAAUCUCCUUCACAAGUCCUCCCACCCCCAUCCCCAAGACUCGUCAAACGUCCUUCCAUCUCUCCAAUGCCAACUCGCUCUGGUUCAACUACACCUAUCAGCUUACGAAAGAAAAUUGUUUUGCCAACUGAAUACCAAGACACAGUGCCUGGGGAGUUUGAAGAAAAGAUUAAGCAGCCAAAAUCUGUGUCUCAAAGUAACACCCAGGACUCCCGACCACAGACUCCACUGAGCGAAUACUCCCGGAAAGAAUUUACUCCCAGACCAUCCCCAAAGCUUACCAGGGCAAGCUCAAAGGUUUUUGAGAAGGUUCGGGGCUUGGAGGAGCGGAGACGAAGCCUUGAUAUUCCAGAAGGUUCCAUCUCAGGAAGAUCCUGGGCAGGGUUCAAUCGUGCUGGAUCUGUAGAUUCUGAUGAUGGAGGAAGCCGAUUGGGUAUCUCCAGAGAAAGUUCAAGGGAAGAUCUAAGGGAGGCUUUGAAAGAGGAUGCUGCUGAACGGAGAUCUAUGUUUAGACAGAGGGCUGCUUCGCUGGAGGAGAAACCUCGUUACUCCCAAAAAGUUCAGGACAUUGAGAACAAGUUCACUGAGGAGCUGCAGCGCAUUAAGAAGCUUGUUGGUAAACCUCAUUUGAAAAAGUCUUUUUCAACUGAACAGCUCACCCUCAAGAGCAAGCAGCGCCAGCCUCUCAGGAAAAUUGAGCCCAUUCCUCCACAAGUCCUUCAAAAGCUCCAAGAAAGGGAACGUGCCCAGUGGGCAAAGGAACAGAGAGAAAAGGAACUAAGUCAGCAACCAAUGCAGCAACAACAGCAGAUAGCACAAGACCAGCACAAAUCUCAACCCCAAAAGACAGCAAGUACUGGUUCAGCAACCACAACAGUUAGUGGGUUUAGUGAAGCUCCAGGCACCCCAGAGUCCAUGCAGUUAUCUGAUUUACCAGGACAACGAUCAGUGAGAGAAAUAAGCAGAAUCAGUCCAGUUACCGAAAUCAUUCAGAGGUCAUCAUCUCCAGCGUUAUAUUAUCAACAAAGGGCAGAGUCACCAAGCAGAAAUGUUACUGAGAUGACGUUACGCAAGGUUGAAAGAAGGCCACCAAGUCCGCUUGUACAAAGGGUAUCUCGGAUGCAGGAGUCUCAGCACAUUCAAGAAUCUCUUGUGCAAACGUCACAAAAGGAUGAGACUUCAGGAAGAAAGACGCCAAUAGAAGUAGUGCUACGAAAAAUUGAAAACAGACCUGAAAGUCCACUGGUACAAAGAAGGGGUGUCAUUGUGCAAGAUCUUCCCCUUCAGACUCCUCCAAAAUCCUCAAGGAUGUCACCAGUCACUCCAACAGAAGAGAAAAUGGAAGUGGAGCUAUCCAGACCAGCCUUAAAUUUAAGAAUUCCUGCAAUUAUUGUUGAAGAUGAAAAAAUGGAAGAGGAUGCUCCUGUGAAAACAAGUGAGCCUCAGCAGAUUAGUAGUAGUGCCAAAGAGGGACAACAGCAGAAGACCAAAGGAAAGAAGCGUCGCUCUCGACCCAUGUCCCCAGAGUUAGAUUCUUCGGAUGAUUCUUAUGUGUCUGCUGGAGAAGAUCCAUUGGAGGCUCCUGUUUUUGAGUUUCCCCUCCAGGACACUGUAGCAUCUGCUGGUGCAGAUGUCCUACUAAAAUGCAUCAUUGCUGGCACCCCCACUCCUGAAGCCACCUGGACAAAAGACAGCACUGAAAUUAUCAGCACUGCAAAUUGCGCAGUCAAAGUGGAGGGUGAACGACAUAGUCUGCUCAUCAAAUCAGCAAGAAUAAGUGAUGGUGGAAAAUACUGUGUAGCUGCUGUUAAUCAGGUGGGCAGAGCAUCCAGCAGUGCCACCCUUAUUGUCAAAGCAGAGUCUGUGCAGGAGCCAAAGGGAAACCUGGGCGUGCCAAUGGACAUCAGCAGCCCUAUUACAUCUGACGAGGAGUAUCUCAGUCCCCUGGAGGAAGGCAUGGAUUUUGGAGGGCCAGAGCUGAGGCGAAGUAUUGAUACACAAUUCAGGAAACCCCCUGCAUUCCUGGCAACAAUGAGUGACCAAGCUGUCAUUGAAGGACAGGAAGUCACCAUGUCUGUCCGCGUAACAGGACAACCCAAACCCAUGCUCUAUUGGCUGAGGGAAAGAGUUACGGUGAAAACAGGCCCACGUCACAUUGUCCGUGAGACAAAAGAUGGCACUUUUGAAAUGAUCAUCAAGUCAGCGCUGAGAUCGGACUCUGGGAUUUACACCUGUAAGAUCAUUAAUGAAUAUGGGACAAAGCAGUGUGAAGGAAGGCUGGAGGUAAAAGCACCACCAGUUGAGCCCGGAUUGGCCGUCAUCCGCCCAGUCAGGGACAUCACAGCCAAGGCUGGAGAGACAGUUUUGUUUGAGUGUCAUGUCAUCGGACCGAAGGACACAGAUGUGGACUGGCUUGCAGACGGGAAACUGAUCCAGCCGGCAUUGCUCAACUGUAAGAUGCACUUUGAUGGGAGAAAGUGCCGGCUGCUGCUCAACUCUGUGCACGAGGACGACAGCGGAACGUACACGUGCAAGAUUAGCACAGCUAAAGAGGAAGUGACUUCAUUUGGCAAACUCAAAGUCAUCCCUUCAAUUGAACCUCUCUUCACUCGCAAGCUGGACGUUCUCGAAGUGAUUGAGGGUCGUAAUGCUCGAUUUGACUGCAAAGUCAGCGGGACACCAUCUCCCAAAGUCAUUUGGAGUCACUUUGACCAUCCCCUCAUAGAAAGUGAGGACAUACGUAUUCUUCAAGAGGGUGGCCGCCACUCUCUCAUCAUUUCUCAUGUGGCCAAUGACGAUGAGGGUUUUUACACGGUCACAGCCCGUAACUGUCACGGCGACGCAGAGAGCUCCGCUGAACUUUACAUACAAGAACCGCGGCCGGCCAUCUCAUCGCAGAUGGCUAAACUGGAGAAGAUGCCAUCGAUCCCUGAGGAACCAGAGGUCCCAGAGAAUGAGGUGGAACGUUUCACCAUGCCUGACUUCAUCAAACCUCUUUAUGAUCUGGAUGUGCUUGAGGGAAAGGAAGCUGUGCUCAAAUGUAAAGUGGCUGGUCUGCCAUACCCCACCAUCGCCUGGUUCCACAAUGGCAAGAGGAUUGAGAGCACUGAGGACAGAAAGAUGACACAAUUCCGUGACGUCCACAGCCUGGUCAUCCGCUCGGUGUGCCACGCACACGGUGGGGUCUAUAAGAGUGUCAUCUCUAACAAAGUUGGCAAGGCCACCUGCUACGCUCAUCUCUAUGUCACAGAUAUCCUGCCUGACCCUCCUGAUGGGACUCCAGUGAUAGAGUCCAUCACUGGUAAAACCAUCAACUUAAGCUGGAAGAAACCACGGAGGCUGGACCCUUCCAUUGAUCCCAGCUCCCUGAUGUAUGCCAUCCAACAGCAAGCCCUGGGCUCCAUCCAGUGGACCAUCAUAGCUUCUGGGCUGAAGGAUACCACCUACACCAUUACGACCCUCUCCAAAAAUGUGCGUUAUGCUUUCAGGGUGCUGACCAUCACCUCCAAAGCCUUCAGCAAGCCUUCACCUGCCACUGACCCGGUGCAGCUCCUGGACAGAGGUUCCUAUCUUCUGGAGGCUCCAGUGAUUAUUGAUAAGCCAGAAAUUGUAUAUGUCAUUGAAAACCAGUCAGUCACCAUCACUGUCACCCUCAACCAUGUCAAUGCUGCAGUCAUCUGGAAGAGGAAGGGAGUUGUCCUGGCCAACAAGCCAGGCCUGUAUGAGAUGUCAAUGCCAGAUGAUGACCAGCACACACUGAAGCUGCUCAAAGUGAAGAGUACUGACAUUGGAGAGAUGAUGUUUGUGGCCUCCAACAAGUAUGGUAGCGACAGCUGCACCUUUAAUGUGGAGAUGGCAGCUCCACCAACAUUUGAAACUAUCAUGGAGGACUUGGACGUUUGCAUUGGAGAGACCCCUCGCUUUGCUGUUGUUGUUGAGGGCAAACCCAUUCCUGACAUCCUCUGGUUCAAGAAUGACAUCCUGCUGUCGGAGAGCAGUCAUUACACAUUUGUGUACGAUGAUAACGAAUGUUCCCUGGUGGUUCUAAACGCUUGUCCGGAAGACUCUGGGGUUUACACCUGCACUGCUAGGAACUUGGCAGGUUCUGUUUCUUGUAAAGCAGAACUCACCAUUCAUGAAGCUAAAAGUAAAGAGGAGCCAAUGGAAGAUGAGGCAACUAUUUUAAGGAAAAUGCGCAGACUGACUGACCAUUAUGACAUCCACAAGGAAAUCGGAAGAGGAGCAUUUUCCUAUGUGAAACGUGCGACCCAGAAGGUAGGCAAAAUGGAGUAUGCUGCAAAGUUUAUCUCCACACGGGCCAAGAAGAAGGCGUCUGCCCUGAGAGAGAUGAACCUGCUCUCCAGACUGGACCACGAGCGAGUCCUUUACUUUCAUGAUGCCUUUGAGAAAAAGAAUGCAGUCAUUAUCAUCACUGAAAUAUGCCACGAGGAGCUGCUUGACAGAUUUACAAGGAAAUCUACAGUAAUGGAGUCUGAUGUACGUUCAUGUAUAAGACAACUGCUUGAGGGAGUGGAUUACCUUCAUCAUCUAAACAUCGUACACCUGGACAUUAAGCCCGAUAACAUCCUUAUGGCAGAUUCUCACAGUGAUCAGAUCCGAAUCUGUGACUUCGGCAAUGCUGUGGAGACCACACCCAGUGAGGCUCAGUACUGCAAAUAUGGCACACCAGAAUUUGUUUCACCAGAAAUUGUCAAUCAGACCCCUGUGUCAAAGGCAUCGGACAUCUGGCCAGUUGGCGUUAUUGCAUACUUGUGUCUGACAGGAGUUUCUCCAUUUGCUGGAGAGAACGACCGCAGCACUGUACUGAACAUCAGGAACUAUAAUGUGGCCUUUGAGGAGAGCAUGUUUGCUGAGCUUUGCCGGGAGGCUAAAGGGUUCAUCAUAAAGCUCCUGGUCGCAGACAGGCUGAGACCUGAUACUCAGGAAUGCCUCCGACACCCCUGGUUCAAGACACUUAACAAAGGGAAGGCCAUAAGUACAGAGGCCCUGAGGAAAUUUGUAUCUCGUAGAAAAUGGCAGCGUUCACUAAUCAGCUAUAAAUCAAAAAUGGUAAUGAGGUCCAUACCCGAGCUGCUGAAUGAUUUCUCCAGCCAUAUCUCCAUUGCAGUUCCCAGGCACCUGAAAGAAGGUUCACCUUUGCCAUCAUCAUCCUCAGAUUCUGAUGAAGACAUUGAUGAGCUGCCAUUUAUACCAAUGCCACUUAACAUGGAAUUUUCUGGCUCAAGGAUGUCACUGAAUGAUAUCCAGACCAAUGAGCAGGAAACAGAAAACCAGAAUGGUACAAGUAAAUGCUCUGGGUCUUCUGUUCAAGCCAUAGAGGCAAUGGAGUGUGAUACUAAACAAAUGGAUAAAGAAGGGGUUGAAAUAAUAGGUAAAGGCCGUCUGAGGAAAAGGUUACCACAGGACAAUGACAGGGGUUCUUCAGAUGAAGAAUCACCAGCUGAAUUACUACAAAAGUCAGAGCUGACUAGAAAGCCCCUUCGAAGGGGUUCAAGCAUGGAGUCAGACAAACCAGAGGGUGGACGACGAAGAGGAGAGCUAAGACGUGGAGGCUCAGCCGACAGCGCAUUGCUGCUCCGAAUUACACCUGAGGAAGGAGCUGGAGAAGGAAACCAAGAGGAUGGCAGGAGAGUUCUCAAGAAAGCUGUCUCUAUGGAGCUACCAAGGAGGAGCACCAGCCCAGGAACUGCCAAGAUGAGUCAAGAAGACUAUGCUCUAAAACUGGAACUGAUGAGACAACGACUGCUUCGUGGUGGUUCUGUAGACAACAAGAUGAGUGGACUGAGAGGACCUCUGUUGGAAACAUUGGGAAUGGGAGAUGAAAAACGUGCAGUAGCCUCAGAUCGCUACUCUCGUACUGCUCGUUUGGGCCCACCUCCACUAACUAGAGCUGCAUCCAGUGAUUCCGCAAGGGACGAAGUUCCCAAACCCAAAGUUUUGCGCAAAACUGCCUCUUUCAGUCAAGGUGAUUCAGAGCCCAUAGCUUUACACCGCCGGUCAGGAGCCCCCUUGGAGAUUCCCGUGGCACAGGUAGAAGAGAGAAGGCUCAAGGAGGCUAUAUCUAUGUCAGCUCUCACUGAACAAAUCAAGCUAGAUUCCCGUCCAGUGACUCCCAGAGAACCUUCACCAAAACCGCCAACACCCGAGUCUGUUGUGCAAGAAAGCCCAACCAAAACAGAAAGUGAGGAAUCAUUUAUUGAGAAAGAAAUCAAGUCCGAGGAGACUGCGAAUGAAAAGAUGGAUGGGCUGACUACAGAUAGUAAUUUUGAUGAGAGAUCAAGCACAAGUGGUUUCUCAGAGAAAGAUAUGAGCAUAUCAGAAGAACCAAUGAUUGAAUCAGAGUUUGUGGGCCAGAGAAUUCCUACACCUCCUCUUGAGGCCCAAAGCUCUAAAAUAGAAGAAAAGAUGGAGGAAGAAGAAGUAGAAAGAGAGCAACAAGAAAAGGAUGAGUUUAUGAAAGAAGAAGAGGAAAGAAAAGGCAGUGUUGCUGAAUCAAAUGUAAAAGAAGUUGAAGAAGUUUCUGAAGAAAAAGCAGAAGAAGGAAAUAUGCUUGCUAAAUCUUCUGAUGUGAUCAUAACAUCCAGCUCAGUUAUGGUGACACCAACACAGGAAUAUUCCCAUCCCCCGGCAAAUGUUGUAUCAACUUAUGUAACACCCUCACUUCCUGCUCGUGUUGUCCUUCCAGAUGGAAGGACUUCAGCAUAUGCCAGUAUUAUGCAGACCAUCAUGGUCCCUUCACUGCAGCCUCUCAAUGACCAACCUCUAGGCCCUUCUACACCUGUUGUUUUUCCAUCCGCCUCGUCAUCUGCAGUAUCAACUAAAACUUCUCUACCUACAUCUACACCUUCCAGUGUGUCCUCUGCUUUACCUGGCCCACCAAAGCCAGUCCUCGUGUCAUCUACUGAACACCCUGCAGUAUAUUCCAGGGUAGCUUCACCUGAGAUGAUCACAAAAGAACCCAGUCCACCAAAGAUCACCACAUAUUCCUCAUCCCAACAAGAGUUCUCAGCGGGAGCUGACUUGGAUGACAUUAACUCUGAAGAGGUCUUUGAGACUCGUUUCAAAAAACGUGAAUCUUCCCUCUCAAGGAGUCUAAAAUUCCUGUCACGGUCAAAGAAUGAGGACAAACCACAAGUGAUUUCAUCAGACUCUGUGGAGUCAGGUGAAGAGAUAUACAGACCUGGGCCAAUUGGUGCACCAGUGGAAUUAGCACAGAGAAGACUUGAAGAGAAAUCGAAGUCAGUCCAGGACCUUCGUGAAGCUCAAAAGGACCAAGGCUUUAUGAGAAGGCUCUCCAUGCGCCUGAAGAGAACUCCAUCAACUGAGCGCAAGGACGAAAUGACCAAAGAUGAAGAUUCAGUUGCUUCCAGAAGAAGGCUUUCUUGGACUCUCGGCCGAAGAGGGUCACAGGACAAGAAGGAAGUAGAGAUGAUGCGCAUGGAUGGUGGAGGCGAUACAGUGGUGGAACAGGAUGAAAAGGAUCUUAAGAAACCUACAGAAUCACCAGUUUUGGUAAUGCGCAGAAAGAUUGAAUCAACAGUGGCUGGUAUUUCCACAAGAAUUCGUAGUUACUCAGAAGAAAGGAGGGCAUCAGAGGACAAAGAACCCAAGAGGACACCCAUUCUUUCCAUGCUUCGUCGUUCAACAUCAGAGAGCCGUGCUACAAAGGUUGCCAAUGUUCCUCAGAACCAGCUAGCAACUCAGGCCAGUAACGGUGCCUCAUCAGAGUCUCUUGACUCAAUGUCCAGCCUCAAGUCAGAAACAUCAAAGGGUCUGGAGAGUGAGCGCAGAUCCCGCUGGGAUCGAUGGGGUCUGACCAGAGGGAGGCGAGACAAGACAGUAUCACAGCCUGACAUACCAACAGCCAUCUCCAGAGAAAAUAGUUCCAUACGUUCACGUCAGUAUUCUAGACUGGCUUCUGACUUCCCUCCAGUAUUCCACAUCAAGCUGAGAGAUCAUGUCCUGCUGGAGGGGGAUCCAGUUACACUCAGCUGUCUGCCAGCAGGCAGCCCCCACCCACAGAUCACCUGGAUGAAAGAUAAGAAGCCCCUGGAGAUUGAUGCCAGGAUGAACAUGAUUGCCUGCCCUGAUGGCCGGCAGCUACUGAUGAUCAUGCAGACCACCAAAAAGGAUGCGGGGGUCUAUGAAUGUGUUGCCACAAGUCCCUUGGCCACUGUGUCCAGCUCUUGCACCAUAUCUCUUGCUCGUCUGCCCAAUCGUCCUGGGACCCCUGAAAUACCUCAGAAGUACAACAAUACAGCCUUGGUACUGUGGAGGCCCUCAGACACCAUGGCCCCAUGCACAUACUCUCUGGAGAGGAGAGCAGAGGGUGAGACCAACUGGCUAAUUGUGGCUACAGGGGUGGCAGACUGUUAUUACAAUGUGGUUGACUUGCCAGCAGGGGGCUCCUUCAGGUUCAGGGUGGCAUGUGUCAAUAAAGCUGGCCAGGGCCCCUACAGCAACCUUUCAGAUGUCAUAAGCCUGGAUGUUUCAGAACCAGCUAAGUCCAAUGCUCCUGUGGUGGUCAAAACUGUCCCUGCAACUACUCCUCCUCCUCCUCCUGUGGUGAUGAUGUCAUCCAUGAAAGUGCCUCCCAUUAAACCAGCUCCUAGUAAAUCUACAACAGUAACACCUGUCCCUCCCUCAGCUUCAGCUCCUGCUCCAUCUGUGGCUAAAAGUGUUUCUCCUGUAACCAUCACACCCACCGUGCAGGUUGAUGCUAGCCAUCCUGCUGUUACUCCACCCAUUAGCACAGCCCCCUCCGAACAAGCUCCUGUUCACGCUGCCGCAGCUGUCCAAGCCACGGCCGCCAAAGCCAAGACUACCCUUAGCAUCAGUGUGAGCAAACCCCAAAAUAAAUUAGCUCCUCCACCUGUUGUUCCACCCAAACCUCAGAGCCCUGUAAAUGCAGUCCAGUCCAUCAACAACAAACCCCACUCUCCUGUACCACCACCUGCACCUGGCAUUGGGAAACCCAUCUCAUCUGUUCCAAUGUACAAGCCAGCUGCAACUGCUCGUGUUGCUCCGCCUUCUCAAUCUAGUUCCACCCCAACAACGACCAUCGCUUCAGUCACUCCUGUGGCUAUCACACCAUCCGUGGUGGUGGUGCAGAGCUUGACACCUGUGCUGCAGGGAGGGGACAGCCGAAGUACCCCAUCCGGACGAGUCACACCUUCAGGACGGGCCACGCCUUCAGGACGUAGGACGCCACUGGGCAAGCCUGGGGAGGGAUCUCUGCGCCAGGGAGUUCCACAGAAGCCUUACACCUUCAUGGAUGAGAAAGCAAGGGGCCGGUUUGGUGUGAUUCGCGAAUGCCGGGAAAACGCCACAGGCAACCUCUUUAUGGCUAAGAUUGUUCCAUACGAGGCAGACAGCAAGCAGGAGGUGCUGCAGGAAUAUGACAUCCUCAAGUCGCUUCAUCAUGACAGGAUCAUGGCUCUGCAUGAAGCUUAUGUAACACCGCGCUACCUGGUGCUUAUCUCUGAGUACUGCAGUGGGAAGGAGCUGCUCUUCAGCCUCAUAGACAGGUUCCGUUACUCAGAAGAUGAUGUGGUGACCUAUAUUGUGCAGAUCCUUCAGGGUCUGGACUACCUCCAUAACCGACGCAUCCUGCACCUGGACAUCAAACCAGAGAACAUCAUCGUCACCUACAUGAAUGUCAUCAAGAUCAUUGACUUUGGCAGUGCUCAGACUUACAACCCUCUCUUCCUCAAGCAGUUCAGCCCUCCAAUAGGAACGCUGGAGUUUAUGUCUCCAGAGAUGUUGAAAGGGGAUGUUGUGGGCCCACCAGCUGACAUCUGGAGUGUGGGCGUACUGACUUUUAUCAUGUUGAGUGGCAGGUCGCCUUUCACUGAAAUUGAUCCUCAGGAGACUGAAGCUAGGAUCCAGGCGGCAAAGUUUGACCUCUCUAAACUCUACCAGAAUGUGUCCCAAAGUGCCUCUCUGUUUCUUAAAAAGAUCCUCUGUAGCUACCCUUGGGCCCGUCCCUCCAUUAAGGACUGCUUCAAUAACUCCUGGCUUCAAGAUGCCUACCUGAUGCGUCUUCGCAGACAGACACUCACCUUUACAACCACACGUCUCAAGGAAUUUUUGGCCGACCAGCAGCGCAGGCGAGAGCAAGUGGCCACCAAGCACAAAGUUCUCCUGCGGUCCUACCAGAGCUCGCCACAAACCCCCAGCAGCCCCGCCACGCCAAAUGUGCCAACCUCACUCACCACAUCUGUCACCCAGUGAAAACAGGCUUCCAGUUGGCGGAACAUUAACAGGGGCCGCGAGGUGGGGUGGUUGAUUCAGGUUAAAGUUGUUGAACGUGGUCAGAAGAAAAAAAAAAGAGAUAAACUAGAGAAACAGAGACUGUGAUCUGCAGAGACGUCACCUCUUUUUCUUUUCUGGUUCUGAAGGAGAAUCUCAAGGAAUUCUUUCACACCAGAGGGAACUCUUCGUUACAAGAGCCUGACUGCAUUUUUAUAUGAUGGACCUUGUUCAUAUAAGGCAGGAUGUUGUCUUCGAGUUAGUACCUCAAACUGUCUUUCUUACUGUCAACUCUGCAGUGAUUAGAGGGGACACAAAUUAAUACAUAAGUGCCCCACAGUGAAAGGCCUAAGAUUACUUAAAUAGAGUUUAAAAAGUUGUUUCAUUGAGUACAACUCAUUUACAAGAUUCCAAAAUAAUGAAUACUUUAUUAGAGGAAAUGUACAAUUUUCAAAACAAGGAGGGCUAAUACAAUUGCAGCACCUCUACUAUAUCAUUCUGUAGUCUCAUGUUUAUGUUUCCUGACCAGAAGUUCAUUCUAUUAUAUCUCUAAAAACCGAAUCAAGAUUGAAUCGAAGCAGACUUAUUUGAGCUACAGUACCAGAGUUUUUAUACUGCUGUAGCAUCUCAGUGAUUGUCAAGACUGUAGCAGUUGAAGUUCCUUUUUUGUUUUGGCUUUAUAAAAUGUAUAUUGAGUUCAGAGGAUACAUCAAAAGAUUCUCUGCAAGGGCUAAGAAAAGGACUCAGCACAAAUUCUUCCCUAAUCUUAUGAAACAGGAUAGUAACUAUUCUUUUGUUCUCAAAAGCAGAAUUUAUUUUUUUAAUUUGUUUGCUUCAUGCAGAACUGUGUUGGCUGCUUGGCAGGCACCGGUUCCUUCAUCACAAAUAAGCUAACAACCAUCACAUUGGCUCCAGGUAAACUAAACUCUCCCAGUCCGCCCUGCACAGAGGAUCCAGUUUGAUUAACCACACAGCAACGUUUACACUCAUCUCUGACUUUACUAAAAUGAGGUGUGCUGAGUUGGUCGGUGUAUUUUUAGACUGUGCAUGCAGAACUUUGCCUGAGAUCAUCCUUUAAUGUUCGGGGGGUUAGCGGUAAACCGAAUCUCUUUAGAAACCCACUGGUGAUGCUGGGGUGCCUCCAAGUGCCCUUAGCCAGUUAGUAUUAGUCAGCAUAAAAAGUAGUCUCUACAAUUCACCAAGAUAGGAUGUUGAUUGAGACAUUGUUGAGUGUAUUAUUUCUUAUUUUAGCUGUAAUUUUCAAUUGCUAACAGCAAUCGCUUUGAGGAGAGAUUUUGCUUUAUUGGGUUUUUAUAAAUCAUAGUUUUUGAUUGGCAGAACUUUUUUAUACACUAUGUUUUAAAAUGGUUAGAAUGAUAUUCGACAUUGAUUAAAUUUUAUUUAUGCCCAUGAGAUUAAGUAUCAUAAACCUUUUUAGUCUCCAGCCCAUACAAAAAGAAACGUACGAGACACCAUCAAAACAUGUACAACGCAAUCAUGAAAUCAUGAAUGUUGAAAUCUGAGACAAUCCAAAUAGAUAAUUUGAAUCUAUUGUUCCACUCUGGUUUUAGUCCCAUAAAACACAAAACUUGCCCUUUUUAUGUACAGUAUUGAAGACUGCAGUUGCACACAUUUCCCCUUGGUUAGACUGAAUGUAGAAUCUGACUCAGUGGCAUAGUGGUGUUUGAAAGUUAUUUAUGUUCUCAGUCAUAUGUGUAAGCGAUAAAAUAAAAAAUGAAAGUGAUGAAAUAGAUAAACAGCUAUUUGGAUUAUAGUAUAGUCUGUUUCCAAAUAUAGUAUAGUCUCACCUUAGAGAAAAUACCUAAUAUCCACUUUCACCCAAGGAAGGGUCACCCUAAAUUUUACCCUCAGAGUGAGCUGCAGUACGUUUGCUUUAACCUGACAUUGAUCAUUUGACCCAUCCUCACUAUUUUAAAAUAAAUAAAUGACUCUGUUCCUUUGCUUUCACACAGCAAAUUGAGUCAUAAGACCAGCAAAUGAAACAUUUGCACAAACAUCAGAUCAUUUUUCUGUAUUGAUAUUAGGUAUUUUCACACUUAACAAAGUGUAACUCUUGUUUUAUUUUAAGAAAGUGUCAAGGAAUCACAAUCAGACACAGAACAAUAUCACAUAAAGCUGCACAAAAAACAAGCUGUUUUAGUCUGUGUAUUGACUGGCAGAAAUUGUCGGUAAAUAGAGUUAUUUGAUUAGUUCUGUAUAUUCUAAUGCUAUUGCUAGAUAAACACUUCCCUUUUCUGCAGCUCUUUGUCUUUUUGGCUCAGUCAUUUUUCUAUGCAGAGUAAAAGUUAAUCACGGGGGAGUUGUUUUAAACCUUGAAUGAAAACAUGCAAGAUCAGCAUGAAUCCUAAAUGUCUGUGCAAUAUACAGUUUUAUGUUCUUUGAUCACUUCAAAUGAAAUACUGACAAGAUUUUGAAAAAAAUGUUGAACGCUCCACAUUUUGUAUUGAAAUCUGUACUUUGUGGAAUGUGUUGCGGUGCCUCGUGAUGGAUAUUAGACCCCCAGAGAAAAUAGUUCUUUAUUUUGAUUAUAUGAACGUGACUGCUUUGUGUGUGUUUUGCAAUUUGUUUAUUUAUUGAGUGACUGUAUUUGUUAUAGCUUCUGCUUUUUAUUUUGUGAAAUUUCUGAAUCUGGCAUGGAAAAGGCAUGACAGCUGUUACGGCUAUGAACAAUAAAGGAAAUAUGACAAAUAUGUGAA
Scatophagus argus is the source of this 14198-nucleotide messenger RNA. RefSeq names its product striated muscle enriched protein kinase b (gene spegb). Gene Ontology annotation, biological process: protein phosphorylation. Gene Ontology annotation, molecular function: protein binding; ATP binding; protein kinase activity. The record is from RefSeq and is a predicted model, not a curated record. The transcript has 41 exons. Bases 628 to 11463 code for a protein of 3611 amino acids. Lineage: Eukaryota; Metazoa; Chordata; Actinopteri; Scatophagidae.